CUAGAAUUCGAAUCCUACCCAUCGGGCCCAAACGAACCCAAGGUUCCACCCAGAGAGCGCCGAUUCUCCUUCUCUCCGGCGACUAAGAGCACAAAAGCUACCGUAAUUCAAAAACCUCUGAGCUCAAACCCUAAUUCCAAGAUCAACGCCUCAGGUCAAUGGACGGGGAUGAUGAUGGCUUAAGUAGUCCUCUUGAAGAGAACAGGGAUAUGAGACUUCAAGCAUCACAUAACUUGGACUUGAACAUGGAGCAGGACUGUCGCAGCCCAAAAUUUGUCCAUAGUAACAGCACCCUGUCCAGUCUUUCCUUAAAUGAUGAAGCCAGUAAAGAUGCAGUACUAAAAAUUGGUACAGAGUUUGAAUCAGAUGAACACGCAUACAAAUUCUACAACAAGUAUGCCAGAUUGGUAGGUUUCAGUGUUCGUAAAGACUGGGUAAAUAGGAGUAAGGUACAUGGUCAGGUGGUGUCUAGGAAGUUCACUUGCUCUAAAGAGGGUUACCGGAGGAAAGACAAAAGAGAUAUUAAUGUGAAGAAACACAGAAGGGAAACUAGAACUGGUUGCUUGGCACACAUGAUCAUUACUCGUCAGCCUGAUGGUAAAUAUCGUGUUACACAUUUUGAAGCACAACACAAUCAUGACAAUGUAAACCCCACUAACGCUCAAACAUUACCGUUACAAAGAGAAUUAAGUUGUUCUUCAGAUGCUGAAGCUGGCUUAGAAAAUAAUUCGGGAUCACACUCCAAAUCAGCAUUUGGAUCAAUGACAAGGCGAUUUGAAUUCCAGGAAUCCCUUGAUGAGCUUGCCAUUGAUUAUGACAAUUAUCUUCAAUCUGAAAGGUUAAGAGAUAUGAAGGAGGGAGAGGCAGGGCGUAUGUUGCAUUAUUUUCAAAGGCAGCACUUUGAAAAUCCAUCAUUCUUUUACGCAACACAGCUUGAUAUUGAUGACAAGGUAACCAACAUAUUUUGGGCUGAUGAUAAUAUGGCAGUGGACUAUGACCAUUUCAAUGAUGCAGUAUGUUUAGACGCAAGUUCCAGAACAAACAAAGAUUUUCGGCCAUUUGUACAAUUUUUAGGAGUGAAUCAUCACAAACAAGUCGUGAUUUUUGCUGCUGCACUCUUAUAUGAUGACACUGUUGAAUCCUUUAAGUGGCUAUUUCGAACUUUCAUAGAAGCAAUGUCUGGGAAGAAGCCAAAGGCCAUUCUCACAGAUCAAGAUGCAGCAAUUGUUGAAGCAAUCAAUUCAGUUUUACCAGAAACAAGCCAUCGCAUAUGUGUAUGGCAGAUGUACCAGAAUGCCCUCAAACACCUUAGCAAUGUAGUAAAAGAUACUGAUUCGUUUGCCAAAGAUUUAAAGAGCUGUAUUUAUUUCCAAAAGGAUGAGGAGGAUUUUGUUCAUGCCUGGGAAGCUAUGGUGGACAAAUAUGGUCUUCAGCAGAAUGAGUGGUUAAGAUGGAUGUUUAGAGAAAGAGAGAAAUGGGCUGUGGUAUAUGGUAGGAACACUUUUUUCAUUGACAUGAAUGGUUCACAUCUGGGUGAGUAUUUAUUUACUAACUUGAGAAAUCAAUUAAACUCUGACCUUGAUAUUCUUCAUUUCUUUAAGUUUUUUGAAAGGGUAAUAGAUGAGCAACGAUACAAAGAAACUGAAGCUAAUGAUGAAAUGAGCAGAUGUAUGCCAAGACUAAUGGGAAAUGUGGUUUUGUUAAAGCAUGCCAGUGAUGUUUACACCCCAAGGGCAUUUGAAGUAUUUCAGAGGGGAUAUGAGAAGAGUUUAAAUGUCGUUGUUAACAAGUGCAGUCAGAAUGGGUCAUUGCUUGAGUACAAAGCAAAUACAUUUGGGCAAGUGCGAGAACACACUGUUACAUUCAAUUCUUCUGAUAAUACAGUUAUUUGCAGUUGUAUGAAGUACGAGUAUGUUGGGUUUCUAUGUAGCCAUGCACUGAAAGUGCUUGAUCAUAGGAAUAUAAAGGUUGUCCCAUCCAGAUAUAUAUUGAAGAGAUGGACAAAAGAUGGAAGGUCAGGAAGCAUGAGAGAUAGUUAUGAGUUCACCAUACAAGACAAUCCUAAGUUGGUUGUUGCUAGCCGUUACAAAAACUUGUGCCAAAAAAUACUUAAGUUAUCAGCCAGGGCUUCUGAGUCUGAGGAAGCAUUUGAAUUUGCUGCCAGACAACUUGAUGAAAUGAUGGAAGGGGUGGAGAACAUCUUGAACUUAAAACUUGAGGACGCUCAAGCUCUCAGCUCAAGUAGCACAGGUGCAAAUGCAUCUGAAAGUGAACAUGCAGAAAUUUUUCUGGAUGCAAAUGCAAUUGAUGAUCAGGAUGAGAACAGAGUAAAAGGAGUAAAAGAGAAGGAGGGGGCUAUCUCCACCAUGGAUGGAAAAGUUUCUCAUGCAAAAGUAGUUCAUAAUAUAGAAGCAUCCCCACCAAUUGUAACCUUCAUUUCGAGUUCCCCGUCGGCAUAUAUUUCACCUCAAGCAACAACUGCAAAUCCCAUCAUGCAGGGAAUGUGCAAUUUUGAAGCAAAUCAGGUGGUUCAGUGCAUGUAUCAACAACCUAACGUAGUCAUGGACCAGCAAUCCAAUCCUAACAUCUAUCAACCACCAAACUUCUUCUCCAACCAACAUGAUUCACCUGGCCAAUCUCACCUAUUACAGGAACCUCUAAUCCAUAACCCAUACCAAGAGUCCGUCUCAAGCACCACUCAAUUGAGGCAGGCAAUGGAUCUUGAUGUUCAACAUCCACAUUCAUCUUCAUUCUUGCUUUAUGAUGACAGAUACAGAGCUUCCAACGUAUAUCUUGGGCCUAAAUAACUGAAGAAUAUGGAAAGUUAUUCUUCUCUCUCAUCAUUAUCUGUUUUGUGCUGUACAGUCUCAAAUGCUAGAAUUUGUAAUCCAAUCAUUGUAUUUCAUAUGCACACCACUUGGUCAACUCCAAAGGAUAUAAAGGCAGUUUUACUUCAUAGACCAUGAGAAAAUGUAAAUCCAUCAAUGCUUACAAAUGUUUAGCAAAGUGGUGUGCAUAUGAAAUAUGCCUCAAGUUGUUGGUUGCGGUGAGCUUUUGUACCAUGUCACAAUAAGUUGCCCCAGAUAACAUGUUCUAGAAUGGCUAUCGCAUGUUGGAAAGAUUUUGCAACA
Molecule: messenger RNA, 3131 nt
Organism: Corylus avellana
Lineage: Eukaryota; Viridiplantae; Streptophyta; Magnoliopsida; Fagales; Betulaceae
Product: protein FAR1-RELATED SEQUENCE 5
Biological process (GO): regulation of DNA-templated transcription
Molecular function (GO): zinc ion binding
Source: RefSeq, a predicted model, not a curated record